GGGUUUUGAAGCCUUCUCAUAAGGCUUUGAUCUUUACAGCACCCCUUUGACGGGUAAGGUGAGUAUUUUCUCUGCUUUACAGGCAACGGUAUGCCUUUUAAUGGGGAUGAUUUUAUAUGCUUUAAAUAUUUUAAGCAGGUUUUUGAGAGUUCCAACAAUGUUAGUAGAAGCACCCACUUACAUGUGACACAGAUGGAUCAAAAUAUAAAGAGAACACUUUUAAAACCAAGUAUGUCUCAGCAUCUGUGUCAAAUAAGGCCAUCAAGGACUCUCUUGGGGGAGCUUAUACCCUCCCCCCACCAAGUUCUUCAUCAGCAUCCCCUACUGUUUUGGUGUUGAUAAUUAUUGUUUUCUGAGUCUCUUGUAAACUGCCCUAUAAGUGGAACUUCGAUGCCGCACUCCAACACCAAACUCCUCCUGUAGAGGUACCUACCUUGAAAUUGACACUGACCAAGUUCUGCUCUCAGUUUGGCUCUUACUUCCUAUUGAACCCUAGCUAGUCUUGACUUUUCUGAGACUGAGUCUUCAUGUUUACAAGGAGGGAUUAGAUUUUGAUCUUUGAGUUUGCUCCAGCCUCUAUGAGUUUUACGUGUUACAGCUGUAAAACGUUAAAACACUUCUCAUCUCUGAUACCCAGGAAUAAUCGUUUCGGCUAGACAGAUGCCAACACAGUCUCACCUAAUUAUGGAAAGAAAAAAUAAUCGUAAAGGCCAUGCAAAAAAAAGAAAUUGUGUCAUUGGUAAAGGGUUUUUCCAGCUACAUCUUCUAUUUUUUUCUUGUGGGGAGGUGGGGGCAUUACACGUUGUCUUUUGGUGAGUUGGUACCAAAGAGCUUUGAGAUUGUGUUAAACAGGCACAGACCCGAUUGGUGUACUCUCAGAAGAGUGAUUGGAUCUCUGUCAGAAAGACCACGCCAAGAUAAAAAUACACAGAAGUCGAAACCAACUGGAGAAGCACAAGAAAUAGUGUGGCCAAAAUCCUAAUACCAUCACAAGUCAGUAAACACCCCCUUCUAUGGAAAACCAUCCCAGUAAUCCCAGCACUAUACUUUUCCUUCUGUAAGACCAUGGCAAUAAUAAUCUUGGCCGUGUGGCAAACCCUGCUCUUUUAAGGACUGGAUGAAAUCACUUCAAGUAAAACACUUAGUUAAUGCCUGGCAGACGUUACAUAGUAACUUUAACAUUAUUGUUAUUGUUUUCUCAUUUAAUGCUUGCAGUAGCCUCAUGCGGUGGCUACUAUUGUUAUUUCCCUUUGGAAAGGAAGGGGUGAUAAGAAUACGCAAAGCUUCAUGGAGAGAGGCUCUGGCCCCAUCCUCAUUGUGAGGCAAGAAGAGGCAAAGCUAGGGUUAGGAGCGAUCCCUGGCUUCGAAGUUUCCGUCCCAAACUUCUAUCCUCUAGGCGCCCCUUGUGUCUGGCUCCCGGGGUCAAACGCGGAGGUUGCUUUUCAUGCAAGUUCUGGGGUCACCCCCUGCCCCCGCCCCGACCCAGCACAGCUCUCUUAGUACCGAAUUCCUCAGGCUCAGUCCAGGCCAGUCGACUCCAGCUGAUGGUGGAGAAACGCAGAGGUGAGCGUGGCCUCGCCGGUGGGCUCUCUGAGCCUGGGAUGGUUUGGGGAAAUAGGCGUCAAGGACGUGGGGCAAGUUGGCUUCGCGAAGCCAGCAAGGGAAAGGUAGGGAGGGCGUGACAUCAUCUGUUCAAUUAACAGCCUCCCCUGAGGCUUCCAGAAUGCAAAAAUAUUCCCUUGAUUCUCAAAGUGGGUGGUUUACUGAUUUCACUGCUUCCACCCCAAACUGAGAUGCAGCGGCUUUUAGCCAGAUCUGGGCAGGCUCUGGAUGUUAAAUCCAGCCCUUGACUUAUUUUUUUCUUUUUUUUUUGUAAAGUGAAGGAUAACAGUCGCGGUCCCCUCUCAUCCCUCCGUGCCUCCAGGUUCCCGUCGCUGGUCUGGGCGACCCCGGCGCGCCGCGAAGGGACGACCCGCCCGCCAGGUUUGGGGGCUUCUCCGGGGGAGUCUGCGUGAGGUGGGAUCUGGAGCAGUCCGCGAGCUGGCGGGCAUAGCUCCUCACCGGAGACACUGAAACUGGAGGAGGUUCCCGUCCCGCCAAUCUGAUUUCCUGCGCUGCUCGCCGCCGCGCGCCGCUCAAGACCCGCGGUUAACUGCAAAAGGGUAGUUUGCUGAUCACUGCUGGUUAGAUCAAUACGGCGAGAGCAGAAAGAAAAGAUCCGAAAUACGAAAGCUCCCCGAAGCCGGGAAGGGGAGAAAAACGGCGGCUGACAUCACUCGGGGCGGGGCCGAAAGCCCUAAGAAAAGUCGGUAGGACCCGAGCGGCAGCCGCAGCCAGACACCACCUCAUCAUGAGCAGCCGCAACGGCUCCGAGCUCCACGUCCUCUGCAGCUCCGGCCAGCUGUUCUUGCAGCCCCUCUGGGACCGCCUCAGGACCUGGGAGGCCCUCAUACAGUCGCCCUUCUUCCCCGUCUUCUUCUCCAUCACCACCUACGUGGGCUUCUGCCUGCCCUUCGUGGUGCUGGACGUCCUGUGCCCCUGGGUGCCCGCGCUACGGCGCUACAAGAUCCACCCGGACUUCUCGCCGUCGGCUUGGCAGCAGCUGCCCUGUCUGGGGCAGACGCUCUACCAGCACGUGGUGUUCGUGUUCCCCAUGACACUGCUGCACUGGGCGGCCAGCCCCGCCCUCCUGCCCCCCGAAGCCCCCGAGCUGCUCCAGCUGGUCCGCCACGUCGUGCUCUGCCUGCUGCUCUUCGACACCGAGUUCUUCGUGUGGCACGUGCUGCACCACAAGGUGCCCUGGCUGUACCGGACCUUCCACAAGAUGCACCACCAGAACUCGGCCCCGUUCGCGCUGGCCACGCAAUACAUGAGCGUCGGGGAGCUGUUUUCCUUGGGUUUCUUUGACAUGAUGAACGUCUUGCUGCUCCAGUGCCACCCGCUCACUGUCCUGACCUUCCACGUGGUCAACAUCUGGCUGUCGGUGGAGGACCACUCGGGCUACGACUUCCCCUGGUCCACGCACAAACUGGUACCUUUCGGGUGGUAUGGGGGCGUGGAACACCACGACCUGCAUCACUCCCAGUUUACCUGCAACUUCGCCCCUUACUUCACACACUGGGACAAAAUACUGGGAACUCUGCGGUCUGCUAGCGCCAAGUGACAUGCAGGCACCGCUCCCGGCGUAGUAGUGUGUGCUGUGGUGAGGGGUGGGUGUACCUCAGACAUUGUGCAUUUCACCCUUGAAUCGGGAGAGACGCCCUUGAGGUUGCUUUUUUGUUUUAUUUGCUGGAAACUUACAGAGAAAAUCUGAUGUAUUUUUCACAAUCUAGUAAUUUAUGUAAUGUUUGUAUAUCAACAAUUAUAUUUUUGAUGUGGAAUUUCAGCUCACUUCAAUAGCCUUGAUAUCUGGGUACAAAGUAUCCAAAAUCAGUGGCGUAUUUAAAUAAUCUCUGAAAGGGUUUGUUUGAAGAACAAGGAGUUUUACUCUGUUUGAAGGUGUCCUAGAAGUAGGCUAGAAUAAUAUAUUUUUAUGGAGAAUCUGAUCUGUGACUCUGUAAACAAUGAAACAUGUUCCUGCUGGACAGUGACUAAGAUUAUUGUGCCUUUUUUCUUUGUUUUCAUAGAGCUGUAUAUUUAUAUCGAAGGAAACGUUAUUUAUGCUUGAAAAAAAGUUUUAAAAAAGGACAUAAACCAAACAAGUACUGGCUUCUGGCAUUUUCACUGGCAUUUUGACUGAUAGAAACUGGAAUGAGAAGAGGGAGCUGGGAUGGCAGGUGCUCUUCAGAGUCUGCGUCAGCCCAGCUGUGGGAAGAGGAAUCUGGUGGUGGCAGGUUUGGGGGAGGGGAAGCUUGUAGGAAAGGAGGUCAGAGAAGGGAUCUGUUUGUUGGUUUGGGUCUAGAGAUUUCACAGAGGGAAAAACACUGUUGUUCUGGAUGUGUUUUAGUUGAUUUCUGUGUAACAGAAAACUGAUAAAACUUACUCUGUAAAGUUUUACAGAGAGAUUAACACUGGGCCACCAUUGCAUUAUUUGGGGGGGAAAGGGUGGUGUUGGGGGAUGAGUAGAAUUAGUGAAGUGCCUUGCUUUGCAAAACGGGUAAGUCAAGUGUGUGCUUUAAAGGGGCUGAUAGGUAGGGGAGGGAUUAUGAGUGAGCCCCCCCUUUUCAUAAAGCCAUCUAAUACAAAUGACCAUCACACAUUGUCUCUGCAAUCUGAGAUUUUUGUAUGUUCACUUUUCUUUAUGAAGACUUACAUGCAAACUGCAUACUCGUUUCUCAAAGAAAGAAAAAAGUGAAAUUUGGCCCUAGAUCCCUAGUUCCUCACUUGCAAAAGGAGAUUGAUUGUGUCCCAGAUGUUCUCAUAGAUUACUUGUGACAGUAAAUGUGCCUAUAACUGACUGCACACCUGUCACCCAUCAGGUACCCCAUUCUGCUGCUGCAUAAUUGUUUUAAUUUUAUCUUUGGAACACCGUUUAGAUAGAUAGGGUAAAGGCAAACAAUCAAGACACUUUAGACAGAAGAUCUAAAGAGAGGCAGCUUUGCAUGGAAUUCUAGGCUCAUAAUAUAUGCACCAAACUAUCUUGUUUAAAGAUGAAAAAAAUCCAUCUAAAGACUUGAUAUCCAUACUCUGCCAAAUGAACCUCCCUAGAAAUAUGUUGCGGUGCUCCAAACCUUUGCAAGAUGCAAUCAGAGUGCCUGGCUGCCCCUCUGAUUUUCUC
Orcinus orca (killer whale) is the source of this 4717-nucleotide messenger RNA. It is a transcript of the gene CH25H, whose product is annotated as cholesterol 25-hydroxylase. The coding region runs from base 2351 to 3163 and encodes 270 amino acids. Gene Ontology annotation, molecular function: steroid hydroxylase activity; C-4 methylsterol oxidase activity; iron ion binding. Gene Ontology annotation, biological process: cholesterol metabolic process; sterol biosynthetic process. Lineage: Eukaryota; Metazoa; Chordata; Mammalia; Artiodactyla; Delphinidae. The record is from RefSeq and is a predicted model, not a curated record. The transcript is spliced from 3 exons.